CGGCUCUUACAGACGGGGUGCGCGUGUGUGUGGGAGGGAGGGCUGCUGGUCACGAGUUAGCGUUCUCGUCAUCAUGGCGGCCGCGAGCGCCAGUUAGCCAGCCAGCCAACGCGAGAAUCCUGUUUAACGUCGCCUGCGCGCGCGCCGGGCAGAACGUUCGCCUCCGCUUGGCCCCGCCCCUUGCCCGCGACUCCUCCCUCCCCCCCUCCGCUCUUUCUCCCACCAUAGCGAGUAGUAGGGCCAAUCUAGGACCCGACUAGCGAGCGGAGGACCCAGGGGGAGCCGCCUUCGCCGCCGCCCAUCGCACUCCCAGAGGCAACCUGCAGGGUAGGCCUUGCCGGGGCCUCUGCCGAGCCGCCGCCAUGCAGAUCACGCUGAAGACACUGCAGCAGCAGACCUUCAAGAUAGACAUCGAUCCCGAGGAGACGGUAAAAGCAUUGAAAGAGAAGAUUGAAUCAGAAAAAGGAAAAGAUGCUUUUCCUGUAGCGGGCCAAAAAUUAAUAUAUGCAGGUAAAAUACUUAAUGAUGAUACUGCUCUUAAAGAGUAUAAAAUUGAUGAGAAGAACUUUGUUGUGGUUAUGGUGACAAAACCCAAAGCAGCAGCAACAGCAGCAGCUGUUCCAGCUCCAUCACCAGCUACAACUCAGCAGACAAGUGCUGCUAUCACUACUGUUAGCUCUUCUACGAUAGCUGCUGCAGCCCCAACACCAGCACCUGUCCCAGCCCCUGCUUCUGGACCAGUUUCAGUUCCUGCACCAGCUGCUCCAACACCAGCUGCAGUAGCUUGUGAGCCUGCACCAGUAAGUGCCCCCGUAGAAGAGAAACCAGCAGAGAAAUCAUUAGAGUCACCAGCUGACACCAGUCCAUUACCGACAGACAGUCCAUCAGGUGAUACAUCACGAUCAAAUCUCUUUGAAGAUGCUACAAGUGCACUUGUGACAGGCCAGUCCUAUGAAAACAUGGUGACAGAGAUCAUGUCAAUGGGAUAUGAACGAGAGCAAGUGAUUGCUGCAUUGAGAGCCAGCUUCAACAAUCCUGACAGGGCAGUGGAAUAUCUUCUAAUGGGAAUCCCUGGGGACAGAGAGAGUCAAGGUAUGGCUGAUCCCCCUCAAGCAGCCAGCACUGGUGCUUCUCCAUCUUCAGCAGCAGUGGCAGCAGCGGCAACUACAACUACUACAACUACUACUAGUUCUACAGGAGGACAUCCACUUGAAUUUUUACGAAAUCAACCUCAGUUCCAGCAGAUGAGGCAAAUUAUUCAGCAGAAUCCAUCUCUUUUACCUGCGUUGCUACAGCAAAUAGGACGGGAAAAUCCUCAGCUAUUGCAGUCCUCCCAUGCACCACAGCAAAUAAGCCAACAUCAAGAGCAUUUUAUUCAGAUGUUAAAUGAGCCCGUUCAAGAGUCAGGUCAAGGGGGCGGUGGCAGUGGUGGCGGUGGUGGUGGAGUAGCAGCAGAAGCUGGAAGCCGUCACAUGAACUAUAUUCAAGUAACACCUCAGGAAAAAGAAGCUAUAGAAAGGUUAAAGGCACUAGGGUUCCCUGAAGGACUUGUGAUACAAGCAUAUUUUGCAUGCGAGAAGAAUGAAAAUUUGGCAGCCAACUUCCUUCUACAACAGAACUUUGAUGAAGAUUGAAAGGGACAGACUUUUUAAAAAUCUCACACAUCACACCAGUGCAUUACACUAGCUGUUCACUGGAUUGUCUGGGAUACUUGGGCUCAUAUCCAUGAUACUUGGUGUAAGGUAUGGGGGGGGUGGGAGGGAGGGAGGGAGAAGAAAAUAUAGAAAGAACACAAGGAAAGACAAGCAUGUCUCUGCUCUAAAUCAGCAGAUGCAGCAGAUCACAAAAUGUAAAAUACUAUACAACCAAAAAUCAGCUUUUUUGCAGAUAUUUAGUUCCUUCUAUAAACUUGACUUUAUUUCUCCCCUCCCCUGCCCCCCCCUCCUGGUUUUCACUCUUUUAGUGUACUAGUUCCCAAAAUUAGUGUGGUGCCCUGCUUUGUUUCUUUUUAAUUAACAUUGGUCUUGGAAAUAGCCUUUGCUACCUAGAAUUGACAGUCUGUAUUUCAUGGUAACACUGGAUAACGGCUUUGUAAAUUGAAGAAAAGUAUAUUUGAGCAACUGUACAACAUAAAUGCCAAAAAUGUUGGUGGAGGGGUGUUUUUUGCUGCUUCAGAUUGUAUCAAAUUACUGCAAGAGACCCAUCUCACCCAAAUGGUUGAAUUAGAAUUUUUCAAAUUUAUAAACCACUAAUUGUUUUAGAUUCUUGAUCAUUGACUUGUGAGAAGUCUUUCCCUAGCCCUGCCCCCUUCCUCCUUUUAUAAUGUAAGUGGAGAGGCUAUAUACACAGAUUAAAAUUAUACUUUUUCUCUAUUGGUCAAAGACUACAAGAUAACCCUAAUUACUGAUUACAUUGCCAUUAUGUUUCAGUAAAGUUUUU
Messenger RNA from Heteronotia binoei (common prickly gecko), 2439 nucleotides. RefSeq names its product RAD23 homolog B, nucleotide excision repair protein (gene RAD23B). Gene Ontology annotation, biological process: nucleotide-excision repair; proteasome-mediated ubiquitin-dependent protein catabolic process. The record is from RefSeq and is a predicted model, not a curated record. The transcript is spliced from 10 exons. Lineage: Eukaryota; Metazoa; Chordata; Lepidosauria; Squamata; Gekkonidae. Gene Ontology annotation, cellular component: nucleoplasm; cytosol. The coding region runs from base 363 to 1634 and encodes 423 amino acids. Gene Ontology annotation, molecular function: proteasome binding; damaged DNA binding; ubiquitin binding.